GGAAAAUGGGAUCGGAAAAGGACUCGGAAUCCCCCCACUCCUCGGUGAGCGGCAUUCCCAACCCCAAAUGCCGGGCACCGGGAAAACGCCAAGGACGCAUCUCCUUCCACAGCCUCUUCCACAGCAAACGGGGUUCCCGGAGCGCCAAAGCAGGAGCAGCCACCCCUUUAUCCCAGCUCCACAACCAACAGCAUCAACAACAGCAACUCGCCCCCCUUGUUCCCCCCGUAGUCUCUUCCACCCCCACCCCCACACCCGACCCAGCCCCUACCAACACCGCCACGGACGUUCCCCAGGGCCCAGCCACCGCUCAGACCUCCACCCCAGCAGAGCCCCUCUCUUCCAGCCGGACCUCCCUGGGUCCCCCCCAGUCCUCCAGCUCCACCACCUCCAGCGCCUCUCCUCCAGCAGACUUCCUGGAGUGCCCCCUGUGCCUGGUGCCCCAGCCCCCCGAACAGCUCCCCGAGUUGCUGGGCUGCAGCCACCGCUCCUGCCUGUGCUGCCUGCGCCAGUACCUGCGCAUCGAGAUCACCGAGAGCCGCGUCCACCUCAGCUGCCCCGAGUGCUCGGAGCGCCUGGCGCCUCAUCAGGUGGCGGACAUCUUGGGCGACGCAGCCCUGCUGGAGAAGUAUGAGGAGUUCCUUCUGCGACGCUGCCUGGCCUCCGACCCGGACUGCCGCUGGUGUCCCGCGCCCGACUGUGGGUUUGCAGUGAUCGCUUCGGGCUGUGCCAGCUGCCCCAGGCUGGUGUGUCGUAGAGAGGGCUGCUUGGCUGAGUUUUGUUACCACUGCAAGCAGGCGUGGCACCCCAACCAGACCUGUGACUCGGCCCGCCAGCAAAGGGCAUUCUUCCUGCACACGCAUAGCAACCACUCACCCAGCUACAUGCAGGAGCACGGGCCUGCUGAUGACAUCAAGCCCUGCCCACGAUGUGGCGCCUACAUAAUCAAGAUGAACGACGGCAGCUGUAACCACAUGACCUGUGCAGUGUGUGGCUGUGAGUUCUGCUGGCUCUGCAUGAAGGAGAUCUCUGACCUGCACUACCUCAGUCCAUCAGGGUGUACGUUCUGGGGAAAGAAGCCAUGGACUCGUAAGAAGAAGAUCCUGUGGCAGCUGGGCACACUGAUCGGAGCCCCGGUCGGCAUCACCCUCAUCGCUGGUAUCGCUGUGGCCUUGGCGAUGGUUAUUGGCCUGCCCGCGUCUAUGUGGGGCGGCCAGGGUGGGCAACCCGCUUAUGACGCCCCCCCCCCCCCCAGCUCACAUAUUCACGCCCAUUAUGACGGGAUGAAGACCAAUCGCCACAGGAGGAACCUGGCCAUCACAGGGGGAGUGGCCCUGUCAAUCAUCACAGCUCCUGUGAUUGCAGCCGUCAGCGUGGGUAUUGGUGUGCCCAUCAUGUUGGCGUAUGUCUAUGGAGUUGUGCCCAUAUCUCUGUGUCGUGGAGGAGGCUGUGGCGUAAGCCGAGGAAAGGGGCGUGGCAUGCGGAUCGACUUUGACGAGGACGAUGGUCCAAUCACAGUGGCCGAUGCGUGGCGGGCCCUCAAGUCCCCCAGCCUGGGUGAGAGCAGCCUGGAGGGGGCAGCCAGCGGCCUCAGCACAACCUCCCCCAGUGAUGGUCUCUCUGUGGCCCCCGGGGUCCUGGGGGACACCCCCCACUUUAACACUUUGGCCGGGGGCGCCCUUGGAGCCAGGACUGGCAAAUACAACAGGUUGGAGCUCCAGGGAGGGGAGCUGGGGAAGGACGGUGCCCACAGAGAGACAGGUAGUCUGGGAGCGGGUAGUGACUGUGCCAGCACCCGGGGCAUGGCAGGCUCCAUUAUCUCCUCCUACACACUACCUGACAGGGACUGUACUAACCUGGAGAUCCAGGUGGACAUCGAGACUAAACCCAGCCACCUCUGCUUGACCAGUGAGGAAGACCUAAACACGCCCCCUGCUGCUAUGGCAGCAUGCCCCGGCUCAGGGGGGGAGGAGCCUCAGGACUGCAGCUCCAGAAGGGGCGGGGCUCUGUUUGGCUCAGCACUAGGCCUGUCGCCAGGGGCGUCGCUCAGGGAGGGGCUUCGUGAUGUCACUUUGGCCCAGCCCGAGAGCAUCCGCAGCGACCUGGAGAUGUCCGAUACCCAAUCAGACGACAUCGCCGAGCUGACGUCAGACGACUGUGAUUCGCCUCAUCUCAAAAGCUGCCGGCCCUCUCAACCCCAGGCCACCUGCAGACCCCUUGUCACCUCCGACAGCCUGCACUGUCCCUCGGAUAACGUCAUCCUCUAUGUUUAAGAGUCCGACUGACUUUGAGAGCUCUCAAAGAUUGCACAAAUCCAAAAUGUUUUUGUUUUAGCUUUUCUCCAUUGAUUGAUUGAGCGUUUCAGUAAUUUUUUUGCUGCUUUUUUGUUUACAAAACAUCUGACCUGCAGACAACACAUAUCUACAUGUGUCUGUCUUUCUAUCAACAUGUCGAUCUCCUUGCAGAGAAUUGGCAGGGUUCUACCUCUGAGAUUUAAUACAACAAUUUUUGUUUACUUCUUGGUGCAAAAAUGCCUUGGCUACUUAAGCAAACUUUUUUUUUUUUAACAAGACAUACAGAUUUGCCACAAGAAACACUGCAAAGAAAUAGGAAACAAGGUGAAAUGUCACCAAGCACACCAAUGAGUGAAGGGUUGUGGGGAAUAGGGUUUGUACUAUGGAAAGGGGAUGUUUUUAGGGAUGUGAGUGUGGCAUUUGUACUGGACUGUAUUGGCUUGAUUUCCUAUUUUUUUUUCUAUUUAUAAUUGAAUGAUCUUGAAUGAUCUUGAAAUUGAA
Messenger RNA from Salvelinus sp. IW2-2015, 2795 nucleotides. Its product is annotated as E3 ubiquitin-protein ligase RNF19B. Gene Ontology annotation, biological process: protein polyubiquitination; ubiquitin-dependent protein catabolic process; positive regulation of proteasomal ubiquitin-dependent protein catabolic process. The record is from RefSeq and is a predicted model, not a curated record. Gene Ontology annotation, cellular component: cytoplasm; ubiquitin ligase complex. Gene Ontology annotation, molecular function: ubiquitin conjugating enzyme binding; zinc ion binding; ubiquitin protein ligase activity. NCBI's taxonomy places the organism in Eukaryota, Metazoa, Chordata, Actinopteri, Salmoniformes, Salmonidae.